GCAAUAUCCGCUGCUAGCCUGUGUAUGUGGCGAUGGCCCUGACACUCACGCCAAGCCCACCUCCUCCCAUUCCAUCUGCGUCCACAACCAGCAACAACAACAACAAAAAUGGCUACUCAGUUAACCAUCAAAGUCACAGCCGUCUUCUCACGCUGUUGAAUGAAUGUACGGACAUGUCUCGGCUCAAACAAAUCCACGCUCACACGCUCCGUACCACCUCUACCCACAAUCGACGCUUUGUCUUUCUCUGCAGCCGAAUCCUACACUUCUCGUCUCUAGUUGACAUCGAAUACUCUUUCCGGGUUUUCGAGCAAAUCGAAAACCCCAAUUCUUUCAUGUGGAAUGCUCUCAUAAGGGCAUGUGCUCGAAGCUUUGAGCGCAAAGAGGAGGCCAUGCUGCUGUAUUGUAGAAUGUUAGAAGAAGGCAUUGUCAUGCCCGAUAAACAUACGUUUCCGUUUGUUUUAAAAGCUUGCGCGUACUUGUUUGCGCUGCUGGAAGGGAAGCAGGUGCAUGCCCAGGCCUUGAAACUAGGGUAUGAUUCGGAUGUGUACAUUAGUAACAGUUUGAUCCAUUUGUACGGUACUUGUGGGUCCCUGGAUUUAGCACAUAAAGUGUUUGAAAUUAUGCCAGAAAAGAGCUUGGUUUCAUGGAAUGUUAUAAUCGAUGCCUGUGUUAGUCUAGGUGAGUUUCAUACAUCAUUGACACUAUUUGGUGAGAUGCAGAAAAUGUUUGAGCCUGAUGCUUACACGAUGCAGAGUGUUAUCAGUGCUUGUGCUGGUUUGCGUGCUCUGUCUUUGGGGAUGUGGGCCCAUGCUUGUGUGUUGAGAAAGUGUGGUGAUGAAAUGGUUGCUAAUGUUUUGGUCAACAAUUGCUUGGUGGAUAUGUACUGCAAAUGUGGUUCCUGGGAAAUUGCUCUGCAAAUCUUUGAGAGGAUGGAUAAACGGGAUGUAAAUUCAUGGAAUUCAAUGAUUUUAGGGUUAGCCAUGCAUGGAAAGGCUGAUGCAGCAUUGGAUUAUUUUGUCCGUAUGGUCAGGACAGAGAGGGUUGUGCCUGAUUCUAUCACAUUUGUUGGUGUGUUGAGCGCAUGCAACCAUAGAGGUCUUGUAAAUGAGGGCCGUCACUAUUUUGAAGUGAUGGUUACUGAGUACAAGAUUGAACCCCAAUUAGAGCACUAUGGAUGCCUUGUAGAUCUCCUUGCCCGUGCUGGGCUCAUUGAUGAAGCUUUGAACUUGGUGUCCAGUAUGCCCACUAAACCUGAUGUAGUAAUUUGGAGGAGCCUUCUUGAUGCUUGUUGUAAGAAGAAUGCUGGAGUAGAGCUUAGUGAAGAAUUGGCCUCACAAAUCCUCGAGUCAGAUGGAGGUGAUUGCAGUGGUGUCUAUGUGCUUUUGUCCAGAGUAUAUGCAUCUGCCAGCCGGUGGGAUGACGUUGGAUUGGUUAGAAAACUGAUGACUGAUAAGGGUGUAACAAAAGAGCCUGGCUGUAGUUCAAUAGAGAUAGACGGUACUUCUCACGAAUUUUUCGCUGGGGACACAUCUCAUCCUCAAACCAAAGAAAUUUACCAGGUUUUGGAUGUGAUUGAAGAAAGACUAGAAUCUGUGGGGCAUGUAACUGACUUUUCACAAGCACCAAUGGUUGAUGAGUUCAAUGAUGAAAAACAAGAAGCUCUUAGGCUUCACAGUGAGAGACUUGCCAUUGCUUAUGGGCUCUUAAGCUUGAAACCAGGUACCCCGAUUCGUAUAUUUAAGAAUCUUCGGGUAUGCGAUGACUGCCACAAGGUUACCAAAUUAAUAUCUAGAAUCUAUAAUGUGGAGAUUAUUGUGAGAGAUCGUGCUCGGUUCCAUCAUUUUAAAGAUGGCACCUGUUCUUGCAUGGACUAUUGGUGAUGAUUUUCAAUUGUAUGAAGAGUUAUAUAACUCAUACAUUCAGAUGUAUAAAGGUUAAAGAAUUUGGAGCUCUGAGUUUGUAAUGAGAAUUAGAGUUCAUUAGAUACAAAUUUCCUUCUGCA
Messenger RNA from Juglans regia (Persian walnut), 2005 nucleotides. RefSeq names its product pentatricopeptide repeat-containing protein At1g59720, chloroplastic/mitochondrial-like. The transcript has a single exon. Gene Ontology annotation, molecular function: zinc ion binding; protein binding; RNA binding. Lineage: Eukaryota; Viridiplantae; Streptophyta; Magnoliopsida; Fagales; Juglandaceae. Gene Ontology annotation, biological process: RNA modification. The record is from RefSeq and is a predicted model, not a curated record. The coding region runs from base 33 to 1883 and encodes 616 amino acids.